This is a messenger RNA of Frieseomelitta varia, 728 nucleotides long. It is a transcript of the gene mRpL32, whose product is annotated as 39S ribosomal protein L32, mitochondrial. Gene Ontology annotation, cellular component: mitochondrial large ribosomal subunit. Lineage: Eukaryota; Metazoa; Arthropoda; Insecta; Hymenoptera; Apidae. Bases 38 to 661 code for a protein of 207 amino acids. The record is from RefSeq and is a predicted model, not a curated record. Gene Ontology annotation, molecular function: structural constituent of ribosome. The transcript has 4 exons. Gene Ontology annotation, biological process: translation.
CUGUGUUUACUUUUAUAAUCAAUGGUAUACUUUAAACAUGGCGUACAAUAUUUUCAAUAGGUUUUAUCAAGCAUUUAAAACAUUUAAUCAAGUAAUCGACACUAUAUUGGGACGCAGUUUUCCACCAGGUCAUUUAUACGCCAUCGAAUGCAAUACUAUAAAUCAAGUGCAGCCUGUUCAAUUUCCUGGACAAUCUAUAAAGGAUAUCCUAAAUGAAACAAUUUUAUGGGCCGUACCUAAAAAACGACGAUCUUUAGAAAAGCGUCUUAAUAGAAGAUAUGGUGUUCCUGAAUAUCAUUGGAAACCUCAUGUACCAAAAACAAAUAUCUUAAUGUGUAGGAAAUGUGGUCAUGAUUAUGAAGCUGGUACACUUUGUGGGUAUUGUUACGAAAUAGUAAAAAAAGAAACAAAAGAAAUGCAAAUAGCUAUACAAAAAUCAUUGGGAUUACAGCCUGUUGAACAAGAUGUUAUAGUGUUGUAUGAAGGAGAAAAAGAAAAGCUAGAAAAUGACGACUUUUGGAAGAAACAAAGAAUCAUAGAAUUACCUAAAAAGAGACCCGAUUGGUUUCAUGCAAAUUUACUUCAACCAACAGCAAAAGAGUUACCUGAUUCUGAACAAAACUUAGAACCUGAAUCUUCAAAAGAUGAUAAGAAUAAGUAAAUAAUUAUUUUAUAUUGAUAUGCAAUUCUUGUUUAUAUUAAAUAAAUUAAACGGAAUAAACUAUGGA